AUGACUGGGAACCACCUGACGUUGGCAGUUCGGCGUGCCGGGCGCUCCAUCGCGGCACCCUGCAGAUAUGUCAGAACGACACGACAUCUAGCCACCGUGUCGCCUGCGAAUCUGACCACUCGAAGUCACAAGGUGGUUGUCGUGGGAGCAGGAAGUGGCGGUCUAGCCAUCAGCCACCAGCUCCUGCGAUCCGGUAAAUUCGCUGCCCACGACAUUGCUGUCAUCGACCCUGCAACAUGGCACCACUACCAGCCCGGCUGGACCUUGGUGGGCGGCGGCCUGAAAACCAAGGAAGAACUGCAACAACCACUGCACGGCCUGAUCGACCCGAAGCUCAAGUUCUACAGUGACAGAGUGGGCGCCUUCUCUCCCGACGACAACUCCGUCACACUAGCCAACGGCGACAAAGUCGAGUACGACCAGCUUGUCGUGUGCCCGGGCAUGCACAUCGACUAUAACAGCAUCAAGGGCCUGCCUGAGGCGCUCGCCGACCCGACCUCCCUCGUCUCAUCCAUCUACGGCUACGACACCUGCGACAAGGUGUUCCGCACGAUCCAGAGCCUGCAGCGCGGGGUCGCCAUCUUCAGCCAACCUGCUGGAGUGAUCAAAUGCGCCGGCGCGCCCCAGAAGAUCAUGUGGCUCGCCCUCGACCACUGGAGGCGAACAGGCCUAUACGACACGACCGACCCGUCGACCUCGCCUAUCAGGAUCAUCUUUGCGACGGGCCUUCCCACCAUGUUUGGCGUCCCGAAAUAUAGUCUCAAGCUGGACGAACUGCGCAGGGAGCGCGGCGUGGAGGGAUUGUUCCAGCACGACCUCGUCUCCAUCGACGGCGGCAACACUGCGACCUUCGCACGCCGGGACGGCACAGACAAAGUCACGCGGCAAUUCGAUCUCCUGCACGCGGUGCCCAAGAUGGGACCUCACGCCUUUGUCAAGAACAGUCCGCUCGCAAAUCAGGCCGGGUAUGUCGACGUCGACGACGCCACGCUGCGCCACAAGAAAUACCCCAACGUGUGGUCCGCGGGCGAUGCCUCCAGUUUGCCUACCUCGAAGACCGUCGCGGCCAUCACGUCGCAAGCGCCGGUCCUUGUGCGGAACUUACUACAGUCGCUCGAAGGUGAGGGGGGGUCCAUACCAGGAGAGCAACAGCAAGCUACCUACGAUGGAUACACGUCGUGUCCGCUGUUGACUGGGGAGCAGAAAGUCAUGCUCGCGGAGUUCAAGUAUGGUGGGGAGCCCAAGGAGACGUUUGGCGCCUGGUUUGGCGUUGACCAGGCUGUCCCGCGACGGGCGUUUUACCAUUUGAAGAAGGACUUUUUCCCCUGGGUCUACUCGCGGUAUAUGGUUAAGGGGACCUGGGGUGGGCCGAAAGGGUGGAUUAAUUAA
This is a messenger RNA of Cladophialophora carrionii CBS 160.54, 1389 nucleotides long. RefSeq lists its product as uncharacterized. Bases 1 to 1389 code for a protein of 462 amino acids. The transcript has a single exon. Gene Ontology annotation, molecular function: sulfide:quinone oxidoreductase activity; FAD binding. Gene Ontology annotation, cellular component: mitochondrion. Lineage: Eukaryota; Fungi; Ascomycota; Eurotiomycetes; Chaetothyriales; Herpotrichiellaceae. The record is from RefSeq and is a predicted model, not a curated record.